This is a messenger RNA of Cooperia oncophora, 279 nucleotides long. The record is from the annotation of a GenBank genome assembly. NCBI's taxonomy places the organism in Eukaryota, Metazoa, Nematoda, Chromadorea, Rhabditida, Trichostrongylidae.
AUGAGGCUCCUAUUCCUCGUUGCUACACUCAUUGCACUGGUGAAUGCGGACCGAACUCUUGUGCUGGUUGAGUGUCUGAGUGCUAGAGAGACUCAUUCGUCCUUCUUUCGCUCACUUCAAGAUCGUGGACAUCAACUAGUUUUUCGUACUGCGGACGAUCCUUCACUCUCUUUGAUCAAAUAUGGUGAAAGGAAUUAUGAUCACUUGAUCAUUUUCGCUCCAUCCGUAGAAGGUAAUUUUCCAUUUUUUUGUGUUGAUCAUGCGAAAUUGUACUUAUGA